Messenger RNA from Stegodyphus dumicola, 1877 nucleotides. Its product is annotated as CUE domain-containing protein 1-like. Gene Ontology annotation, molecular function: ubiquitin binding. The record is from RefSeq and is a predicted model, not a curated record. NCBI's taxonomy places the organism in Eukaryota, Metazoa, Arthropoda, Arachnida, Araneae, Eresidae.
UUUUGUUGGUGGUCUAGAAUUCUGUAGUAUAUAUGGUUUGCGGAUCUAUAAAGAAUAUGUUUAUAGGUUUUCUAAGCUGAUAUAAAUUUGAUAACUUCACCGAAACACAUGGCAAGGUUAAAGUGCAGUGUAUACAUACAUUAUGUCUCAUAAGACUACUUUGUGACCCAGACUACAAUGCAUUUGAAAACUGCAUAUAUUAAAAGAGAACAUACAGUAAAGCACAGUUAACAUGCCUUUCAAUGUUCCGUUCAGAAGAUAUAUAAAUAAAAGAGAUGUAUAUCCGACAUUUUAAUUCAUAUUUGAAACUUCAAGAUGAAAUCAGUUCAUAACAGAUUUGAAAAAAUUAAUUCACCAUCAGAUGCUCAUUAAUUCCCAUUUGAAUAUUUAAAGUAUCUUAGAUUCCAUCAUGGCUGCUAUAGAUCAAGAACAAGGGCAAGAACGACCACCUGUCACACAACUAGAAUUUCGGCAAGCAAUGAGAGAUUUCAAAACUAUGUUUCCUGAAAUGGAUGAAGAUGUCAUUGAAGUUGUUUUGCGUUCAAACAAUGGAGCAGUGGAUUCUACUAUAGAUCAACUUUUAACCAUGAGCACUGAUAAUGAAAAUGAGCGUAUUCGAACUGAACUUGAUGCAACAGAAAAUGAUGAACUGCCCCCUUGUUAUUCACCUUCUACUCCUCCACCUUCUUAUAAUCAAGCUGUUCCCUAUGCUCAAAGUCCAGCUCAUGCAGUUGCUUCUGGAGAGAGUCAGACUUCAGAUUCAGGACUGCAAUCCUCUCCAUGCAUACAGCAACAACCUACUCAGAAGGAAUUAACUCCCAUAACUAAACCAUCAACUGUACAGUUUACAUUGCCUGAAGAAAGUGAAGAAUCUCCUGAUGGUGCUACAACUGCAGAUGAAACUUCUUUUGCCCAUGGAGCAGAUGUGGCCUUGAAAACAAUAAAAGAAUGGAACCCACCUCUUUUAGGAGAACUUCCUCCAACAUUUCUUAAAAUCAAUGGAAUAGCAGGUGCUAGGACAAGCUCUAAGAAAGUUACUAUUUUAAGUUCAACAAUUCUUCAGCAACGUAUUGAAGAGAAUGAGAGAAAGCGGCAUGAUAAUACAAAUGUUAAAGAUCCAGAACUUGUGCAGUAUUUAGAAGAUGAAAGAAUUGCACUUUUUCUACAAAAUGAAGAAUUUUUCCAAGAAUUAAAAGAUAAUAAAGAAUUUCUUUCUACAUUAGAGCGAGCUUCCUCAGAUGUAUCAUCUCAGGAAGAUGAAGCAGAAGGUGAUGCAGCUGAUGACUUAGAUGCUAAUUUUCCUUACUGCAACAGUGCACCUCCAGAAGAGACAGAUGCUGCAUUUAGGGAAAAAAUUAAGAAUAUGGGGAAAGUAUCUCGUAAGAAAUUUACACAAUUAGCAAAGUUAUUUUCAAGAAGGAAACGGCGCUCAUUUAAACCUAUUCUAGGUGAUGGUUCUAAUCCAUCACGAGACAAUCUGCUUUUACAUGAAGAUGAGUAUUCUGAACUUUCUGAAGAUGAUUCAGAAACAGAAGUUAAUAAAAAAGACACCUGGAACAGUCAUGUUGGAGGUCCAGGUGGAAGAUCUCAAACCAUAGAAAGAUCAAAAAUGGAUUUGUAGCUGUGUGGUGAACUAAAGCUAUCUUUAAGAAAGUAAAAUUGUGUGCUUCUAACAUGUGUUAAAAUAUUAUGUAAUUCUAACCGCUGGCAGUUACUAAAUGAUUGAACUCAUGUUGGGUAUAUUUGCAUUAUGUAUAUUUUAUAAAAGCUGUGCUAUUUCAAUAACAUGUUAAUCAAGAAAAUCCCUUUUACCUUAAGGGAAUGACUGUAACCAAUUGUAUAGAGGAUGAAAAAUUAUAAUCUGAAGUUGCAAUGUA